AUGAUGUCCUAUCCUACUCAAGUUAAAAUCACUGUUCCUAAUGGUAACCAUUGGAACCAGAAGACCGGUCUUUUCAUUAACAACGAGUUUGUUCCGUCUUCAACUGGCGAAACCAUUGAAGUAGAGGAUCCUGGUACUGGAAACAGCAUUUGCUCUGUGUACUUGGCAGAUAAAGAGGACAUCGACAAGGCUGUUGCUGCCGCCAAAGAAGCAUUUGACAAAGCAUGGACCCCUCUUAGUGGUAAGCAAAGAGGUGAUAUUCUCUACAAGUUAGCCGAACUCUUUCGAGAGAAUAGCUCGCAUUUGGCCGAUCUAGAAGCUCUUGAAUCAGGCAAAACCAAAAACAACAAUGCCAUAGGGGAUGUUCUUCAUUCAGCAGACGUCUACCAGUAUUAUGCUGGCUUAGCAGUCACCGCUAAAGAUGGGAAAACCAUUGAAACGGACCCUUCAAAGCUCACUUAUACUAUAACGGAACCUUAUGGAGUAUGCGCCGCUGUGAUUGCCUGGAACUUCCCAUGUUCUACCUUUGCUUGGAAAGUGGCUCCAUGUCUUGCUGCUGGAAACACUAUUGUGGUUAAGACAAGUGAAUUGACCCCAUUAUCAGCGCUCUACACGUGUGAAUUGUUCAAAGAGGCCGGAUUACCUGCCGGGUGUUUGAAUGUGACAUGUGGUUCGGGUAAGACUGCUGGAGCAGCUUUAACCGAACAUCUAGACGUGAUGAAAGUUUCAUUCACGGGUUCGACUGCCGUUGGUAGGCAGAUUCAAGUGGGUGCAUCCACAAACUUGAAAGCCUGCACUUUGGAGUGUGGCGGAAAAUCACCAUUGGUUGUUUACGAUGAUGCCGAUUUAGAGCAGGCUGUCAAGUGGGCAGCACUUGGUAUCUUCUUCAAUAAAGGAGAGAUAUGCACUGCAUCCUCCAGAAUUUACGUUCAAGAUAACAUUUACGACCAGUUCAUAUCCAAAUAUGCUAAACAUGUUGAAGAAAAUUACAUCCAAGGUAGCCAGUUCACGGAAGGUGUGAAUGUGGGUCCUCAAGUUUCUGCUGCCCAGAAACAGCGGGUGAUGAACUACAUCCAAUCUGGUAUCGAUGAAGGUGCCAGACUUGUAUUGGGCGGUAAGACCCCAGAAUCUCUCAGUUCAAGUAAGGGACAUUAUAUAGCCCCAACCAUAUUUGCUGACUGCAAUCAAAAGAUGAAGAUAGUGCAAGAAGAGAUAUUUGGACCAGUGGUUACCAUUUCUAAAUUUCAUACAGAUGAAGAAGCAAUUAAACUUUCCAACGAUUGCGUCUACGGACUUGCUGCAUAUGUUUUUACUAAGGACAUUAAGCGCUCGCAGAAUUAUAUUCGAGCCGUUCAAAGUGGCCAGGUGUGGGUGAAUAUUACGUUUGCAGCUGAUUUUAGAGUCCCUUUUGGAGGCUACAAAAUGUCUGGAGUGGGAAGAGAAUUGGGGGAGGCAGGCAUGGCAGCAUUCCAGCAGACGAAGGCCGUCCAUAUAAAUUUGUCAGGACAUUUGUAA
Brettanomyces nanus is the source of this 1515-nucleotide messenger RNA. RefSeq lists its product as uncharacterized. Bases 1 to 1515 code for a protein of 504 amino acids. NCBI's taxonomy places the organism in Eukaryota, Fungi, Ascomycota, Pichiomycetes, Pichiales, Pichiaceae. Gene Ontology annotation, molecular function: aldehyde dehydrogenase (NAD+) activity. The record is from RefSeq and is a predicted model, not a curated record. The transcript has a single exon.